GUUCUUUUCUCAUAGUGAAAGUUUAACUAUUCAAGCAUCAUUCAACCUUCAUCACUAACUACUCUAUAGCUAAAGAUGUCUUCAAUCACUUUCAUACAGUCAUCUUCUCUCCUUAUGCUUUUUAUCCUUUUUGGUUUCUCUUCUGCUAGCAAUCAACAUUCAGAAUCACUACUAAAAGGCUCACAAGUACUUAGCAACUCACUGGUUGAAAACAUGACAAGACGAGGUGUCCCUGACGAGGCAUACCGCAAAGUCAUAUCUGAUCUGUGCACAUUUUAUCAGUCAAUUGAUGAAUACAGAGAAGUGACUGCAAAUGAUACCAGCAAUGUUACUAAAGCCAUGCACAUCGUACUGAAUGCAACCUACAAUGACAGCUGCAAAUGGCUUCAAGAAACAAUAAAUGACUAUGAUUGCACAGAUAUAAGCUCCAUUGAUGUGACAGAGAUUUGCACCUUUCUUGAAGCAUUUAACGCUACAAAAGGUCUUCUUGAUGUUUUUGAAGAUAAUUCAAAAACACCAACUGGUGGAAGCUUUACUAUUGAAUGUGAUGAUGGCAACUGUGACAGUGUAUGUGUACUAUUAGGAAAUGAAGCUAACUGUGAUUGUAAAGACGCCAGCCGCUCAAAACCAGAUGUUAUAACUUGCCAGUGAACAUGUUUAAUUUAUUAUUUUUGUUUUCUGUUAUUAGCCAUUAUUAAAACCAUUCUUUAUCACUUUUAUAAUUCACCCAAUACUAACUUUAUUCACUUUCUAUCCUUCCCCAAUUUAUUUUAUUACACAAUAUUAUGAUUUAAAAG
Molecule: messenger RNA, 797 nt
Organism: Amphimedon queenslandica
Lineage: Eukaryota; Metazoa; Porifera; Demospongiae; Haplosclerida; Niphatidae
Exons: 3
Coding region: 76-651 (191 amino acids)
Source: RefSeq, a predicted model, not a curated record